AUGGUUCCUCUCCUCCGGAUAACUCCGCAGUGGAGAUGGAUUCCGUCCAAGACUCACGUAGCCCCGCUCGACAAUCAGCGCUGCAGUCCAGGCGUUACCUUCCGCUGUGGCAUUUCUCUCCUGUCUGUGUGCAUGUGUGCGGUGUGUGUGUGUGUUUCGAUGGAGGAAGGGGGGAGUAGAGAGACAGGGAGCAAGAGGGGUGAGCACCUUUGCGAGAAGAAUCUGCGAAUCAUAAAACACAUAACAUGUAAGCUCCCUGUGAUUAAUGAUCUGCACUAAUUUGGAUAGCAGGCAUGGUAAAGGUCAUUGACAAUUGUUGCUGGUUUCAGCAUGAAUGCCUAAGUGGGAUGUAUUCUUGAACAAUCAAAUUUAAGUCUACUUCAGUGAAAAGGAUUGAUGUGCCCACAAUUCAUUACAAUACACAGUAAAAUUGCACAAAUAAAAGUAU
Messenger RNA from Ceratotherium simum simum (southern white rhinoceros), 448 nucleotides. NCBI's taxonomy places the organism in Eukaryota, Metazoa, Chordata, Mammalia, Perissodactyla, Rhinocerotidae. The record is from RefSeq and is a predicted model, not a curated record.